Messenger RNA from Austrofundulus limnaeus, 1509 nucleotides. It is a transcript of the gene c20h2orf81, whose product is annotated as chromosome 20 C2orf81 homolog. NCBI's taxonomy places the organism in Eukaryota, Metazoa, Chordata, Actinopteri, Cyprinodontiformes, Rivulidae. The transcript is spliced from 3 exons. Bases 1 to 1284 code for a protein of 427 amino acids. The record is from RefSeq and is a predicted model, not a curated record.
AUGGCUCAAUUUGCACCCAAGACCAAACCUACCAAGCCGAAAUCAAGGUCAAGCAUCAAGGAGACAGCAAAAUCAAGGUCAACCAUCAAGGAGACCACACCUACAGGACAUGAGCAGGAAACAGAAUAUAUCAUCCCCGGCCGCUUAAGUCAACACCAGUGGAAUGCUAUGUUGAUCCAGGAGGACGCAGACGAAAUAGUAGGGGAGGUUAUGGACAAACUGCUUGGCAAUGUCAUGGACCGGUGUUAUCAAGUAUACAUUGAAAGACAGCUUGUACCUUAUUCUGCAUCUUGGGCUGGGAAAUACCUCACGCAGAAUGUGGAACAAUUGUUUUGCCUGAAUGCAGAGGAGAGGCCAGAGGAAUUAACUAAGACAGAAGACUCCGAGCCAAUGGCUGCGACUCCAGACUCUGGGGCUCAGGGGUGUUUUCCUGUUGUACAAGCUUCAAAUCAACCUCAGUGUACCUCACAGCAAGAGUUUGAUGAGGACCAAGUUCCAGUACAAAUAGAGCCAAGUGUCAAAAAGGAAUCCCCGGUAAAACAAGUUGAAAAAGAAAGAAGGCCAAAUACGCCUUUCAGUGGCCCAGCCUGUGUUGUGCCUUGUCCUCAUCCACCUGCAAAAACGAACAGAAAGGAAGAACAAGGAAACAAGCGACCACCCAAGAAAGUUCCUGUCAAAGUACAGCCAUCCCUGUCCAGCUCGGUUACAAAGAAUAACGAAGAGGUAAAGAGUAACAGCACAGACGAUACUGCUUUUAAAGAUAAAGCUACAUCAGUGUAUCUUGAGAACUCUCGGCCUAUACCAAAGCUGGAUCCUUCUCGGUUGCCUCAACGCUACAUUUUCCCAGAGUAUGAGAUUGUGGAUCCCAUAAAACCCACCCCCAAAAGACAUGGUGGCCUACCUAGACUCGAGCCAAAAUCAGACAAGUCGCUGAAGCCUCCGGUCAGCUCCAAGGAUCAACCAAAAAUGCUUCAAAAGAGAAGUGAGAACAAUGUCUGUUUGUCUGAAGAUGAAAAGGAACGCGAGGCAUCUGGAUCUCUGAGGUCGGACAUGAAGGUUCUGGCCAAGAGCGUUUCUCUCCUGGACUCACGAGCUGUUAAAGGCAGCCCUGUAAAAUUGGUCUAUCCUUCAGAAUCUACCAAGAUGAUGCCGAUUCGAAGCGAUGUUUCUGUUCCGAUGUUUUCAGUAGACCAAGUGACAGCAGGUCCACCACCUCGGGUCACUCCACUGAUUCAGACUGUGGCAGAUAGUGAAGAUGCAAGCUCCUGUUUUAGACAUGAAUGAGCUACAAGUGAACGAGUAAGGAAAGAUUACUCAAAUACAAAAAUGUAGUUUGCUUGAUCAAAUUUAAAAGUUUGUUUUGAAACAUUGUCAUCUCAGUUCAUUCUUCAUUUAGUAAAAAAAUUAAAACAGAAAAUUCACUAAAAUGUACUUGGUCUUAUAAUCUAGUUUGUAAAAGUUUUUGUUUUGUACCUGCUUAUAAACUAAAUAAUAAACAGUAUCAUUUAA